Mercurialis annua (annual mercury) is the source of this 618-nucleotide messenger RNA. Its product is annotated as S-protein homolog 29-like. The transcript has 2 exons. NCBI's taxonomy places the organism in Eukaryota, Viridiplantae, Streptophyta, Magnoliopsida, Malpighiales, Euphorbiaceae. Bases 1 to 438 code for a protein of 145 amino acids. The record is from RefSeq and is a predicted model, not a curated record.
AUGAAAUCUUUCAAGAGAGAAUAUAUAGUGAUAUUGAUGUUUGUAUUGCUAGUAUCAUCAAGCGACGCGUUAGGUCGGAAAAGGGUUACAAUGAGGAUAUCUAACGAGGUAGAAACUACAAACCCUCUUAACCUCCAUUGCAAAUCGGGAGAUAAUGAUUUCGGGGGCAAAGUGUUGAAAUAUAAGCAGUAUUUUGAGUUUAGCUUUAAACCUAAUAUUUUCGGAAAGACUGUAUUUCGUUGCGACUUUGUACUUAAUGACUAUGUUUAUAUGAACAAACUUGAGAGCUUGAAUCAAACUAACAUAGAUGUUUACGGGGGUCGCAGUGAUGGUCUCAAAUGUCGUGCAUGUUUUUGGGCGUUUCGAGAGAAGGGUCUUUGUUUGGGGCCAAAUUCCACCGGUCCAUUUUAUGAUUGUCGUGUUAUCUGGUAUUACUAAAACAAGAAGAUGCUGGCUUUGGUGAAUUUCAGUUAGAGCAUUUUUAAAGAUACUCUUUAAUGAUUAUCAAAAAAAUACAAUUAAUAAUUAUCAAAAUUAAUAAUUUAUAACCAUUUGUAUAGUUAAAAACUCAACAAAUGAGUUUUUCAAGUAUUUCAUUUCAUGUACUGUAUUUUUCAA